AUGCAGCUCAAUGAGGUUCUCUGGGGACAUCUGGCGUAUGGCGAAGUAUUUUCUAAUGAGGUUCGUGCAUUCGGAUGUGUUGAGGUGGAGACAUUUGCAGGGACUUCCGUAGCCGUUCGUUUCAACGAUACUACAGGCAUAGCCUCGGUCAACGGCAUUCCAAUUAGUUCUACCAACUUUGACAUUGCUGGAGAAAUUUAUGUCUUCCAUGGAAUUGAAGGCGUUCUCGCCGAUUCGGAAUACGUUCCGUGUUCCGCAGAUCCCCUUGACUUUUCCUCGGUAGAGUUAGCUGGAAACUACAGCACGUUUCUCAGUUUGGUGGCUCAAACAGGCCUCGUCGACGAACUCAACGAGGUUCGACCCGUCACAAUUCUGGCGCCCACCGACGCGGCGUUUGCACGGUAUCAAAGUAACUUGACAGGACUAUCGGACGAGGAGAUUGCAGAAGUACUUCGCAUUCAUGUCAUUGCAUUUGACACCAUUGAUGCACAGUGGAUCCUUGAUUCAGAGUGCAUGGAAUUUUUCACGGAAGGGGGGUCCAUGGUCAGUUUCAGAUACGACAAUGUUACUGAGCAAAUCACCGUCAAUGGAAUCCCCCUUGUGCAGGCCGACAUUCUUGGUAACUUUGGAGUCUUGCAUGGUAUUGAUGGCAAUUUUGCUUUUGAUGGACAAUAUGAACCCUGUUUUGAAGAUCCGUAUAGUGUAGUUGGAUAUCUCACGUCCUACUAUGACCAACAAGUCACUGAAGCGGCAGUGGCGGCAUUUGCAUCAAGUGCAACGUUUUUCGGACCAACCGACGAGGCAUUUUACUCUCUUGAUGAAUAUCCAUUUUACAGUGAUGAUGCUGCCGAGAGAGAAGUCGAGUUGUUGCUCGGACACAUUGUUCCAGGUAUCCACACAGCUGCACAAGUAAAAGAAGCUGGAUGCGUUAUUCUCGAUACUUUGGCUGGAACUAAGGUCCGUGUCAUGUGGGUGGAAGGCGAUAUGGGUGGGCGUCGUUUAGCGGGCCAUGAAAUGACUGGAAUGGUGAUGGUAAAUGACGCCAUGGUCAUUCUUGCCGACCAAUUGGACGAAGAAUCUGAUGUUAUGUUCCAUGGGAUUGACAAGGUCAUUCUUUCGGGAUCCUUUAGCGAGUGCCCGUCUACCAUGUCCCCAGUGACAGCUCCAACCGAUGCCCCAGCACCCAGAGGGACUCCACCAACCGAAUCGAGUGCCGCCUUUUUCAAUCAUGUCAGCAUUAUCUUUGCCUCCAUGGUUGCACUGCUUGCUCUUUAG
Cylindrotheca closterium is the source of this 1275-nucleotide messenger RNA. The record is from the annotation of a GenBank genome assembly. Lineage: Eukaryota; Bacillariophyta; Bacillariophyceae; Bacillariales; Bacillariaceae.